This is a messenger RNA of Suricata suricatta (meerkat), 515 nucleotides long. RefSeq names its product peptidase inhibitor 3 (gene PI3). Gene Ontology annotation, cellular component: extracellular region. Gene Ontology annotation, biological process: copulation. The transcript is spliced from 3 exons. Lineage: Eukaryota; Metazoa; Chordata; Mammalia; Carnivora; Herpestidae. Bases 32 to 358 code for a protein of 108 amino acids. Gene Ontology annotation, molecular function: peptidase inhibitor activity. The record is from RefSeq and is a predicted model, not a curated record.
AGCUCUUGGUCACACACACCUUCCUGACAACAUGAGGCCCAGCAGCUUCUUGGUCCUGGCAGCGUUCCUUAUCCUUGGGAUUCUGGCGGCACAGGCGGCUGCCACAUUUUUUCCUAAAGGCUCUGGCAAAGGUCGUGUUCUAGUCAAAGGACAAGAUCCGAUUAGAGGUCAAGAUCCAGUCAAGACCAAAGAUCUGCCCAAAGGUCCAGUGUCUACUAAGCCUGGCUCCUGCCCCGACAUUCUGAUGCGGUGUGCCAUGCUCAACCCCCCUAACCGCUGUUUGAGAGACACCGAGUGCCUGGGGGCCAAGAAGUGCUGUGAGGGUCCUUGUGGGCUGGCCUGCUUGGAUCCCCAGUGAGGUGGGGCCUGUCCUUGCUGCACCUGUGAUGUCUGCAUGGCUGCUGGCCCUGACCCUCGUCCACCCGUGGGUCCUCCCUCUCACUCAGGAUGCCCAAGCCCGGACUCGGCUGCCUGUCUCGUUGACUUUGCAAUAAAAAACCACUUUCUGCUCUGUU